This is a messenger RNA of Notechis scutatus (mainland tiger snake), 2154 nucleotides long. It is a transcript of the gene PPCS, whose product is annotated as phosphopantothenoylcysteine synthetase. The record is from RefSeq and is a predicted model, not a curated record. Lineage: Eukaryota; Metazoa; Chordata; Lepidosauria; Squamata; Elapidae.
GAGUCGACAGCAAUGGCGGCUGCGGGGACGAUGGCGGCGUCCUGGGAGCGGGAGGCGGCGGCGACGGCCGAGGCGGAGCGUCGCGUCCGGGCCUGGGCGGAGGCGCAGCGGGCUGGCGGCCGCCGUGUGGCGCUGGUGACGUCCGGCGGGACGCAGGUGCCGCUGGAGGCCCGCGCGGUCCGCUUCCUGGAGAAUUUCAGCAGCGGGCGGCGCGGGGCGGCUUCGGCGGAGCGCUUGGCGGCGGCCGGCUACGGGGUCUGCUUCCUCCACCGGACGCGCUCGGCCUUCCCCUGGGCGCGCGCCCUGCCGCCGCCCGGCUCGGCCCUGCUGGACCUGCUGCGCGUGCACGAGGAGGACGGGGCGGUGCGCGUGCGCGACGGAGCGCUCCCUGCCCUCCUGCCUGCCCUGCGCGCCUACGGCCGGGCCCGGGACGACGGCGCCUUCCUGGCCCUGGAGUUCGCCGGGUUGGCCGAAUAUCUGGCCCUGCUGCGCGCCGCUGCCCGCGCCCUCGCCCCGCUCGGUUCCAGCGCCAUGUUCUACCUGGCAGCAGCUGUGUCAGAUUUCUAUAUUCCCCCUUCAGAGAUGCCUGAACAUAAAAUCCAGUCUUCCGAUGGGCCCCUCCAGAUAACCAUGAAGAUGGUACCCAAAAUGCUGUCUCCGCUGGUUAAGGAAUGGGCCCCUGAGGCAUUUGUGAUCUCCUUCAAGUUGGAAACUGAUCCUUUGAUCCUGGUUGAGAAAGCCAGGCAGGCCCUGGCCAAAUACAACCAUCAGGUGGUCGUUGCCAACACCCUGGACUCGCGAAGAACCACGGUGAUCGUGGUCACUAAGGAGUCAGAAACCCCGUUGUCCAUCUCAGAGGAGGAAAUCGUCCAAGGCGUAGAGAUUGAGGACAAGAUUGUAGGCCACCUAGUAUCCCAGCACAGAGCCUUUAUGGAAAAAUGAUUCCCUGGUGGAUAAAUGUGAUUUUUUUCUGAAUUCUCAGCUAUAAAUUCAAGAGCCGAUAGGAACUGGUGACGGUGAAACUGGUGACACUGGAAAGCUUCUAUUUCCUGUUAACAGAGAUCUCUUAACUGGGGUCCAGGAGGUGGAAUCUGAUACGGCUUCCUGGUUUCUUUGCACAUCUCCAGGCCCGUUUGCUGCUCAUUGGUGGGAAAGUUUAAAGGACUGGAAUGUUCCAAGCCACGACUCGCUCUAGUGCGUGAUUGGGGUUGGUGUUUUGGAGAUGGGGCAGACAGCAACCUCUCUGAUUUAUUUUUUUCCUGCUGCCUUGGUAAAAAUCACUCAGGAAAAAUUGAAAAGGUUUCUAGUCAAUUUCUGAAUCUCAUUCCACCUUGAAUUUAAGCCAGUUGACACAAAAUAAUAGGAGCUUCUAGAUCCAUUGGAGUUUGGUGGACCAGUAAUGUUCCAAUGUCUUUUUCUUCCAAAAUGUCUCCAUCUGACCUUCUCUGAAGUUAAUGUUUUCCUGUUCUCCUGCAAGAAAAAAAAAAGUCAAAUGGCUAAAAUCUUCCACCUUCUACUUUGAUGCUUUAGGAAGUAUGAAUUUUAUACAUGUAGUCCUCAACUUACGGCCAUUUGUUUAAUGGCUGUUCAAAGUUAUGACAAUGCUAAAAAACGUGACUGACAGCUGGUCCUUUCACUUACAAACUGCUGCAGCAUCCCCAUGGUUACCGGAUGAAAAUGUGGUUGCUUGGCAACCAACAUCCUAAGGUCACGUGAUCACCAGUUGCGACUUUCCCAGGGAGCUUUUGCUAAUCAAAAUCAAUUGGGGGGGAGGGCUGAUUUGCUUAAUGACCAAAGCAAAAAAUGGUCAUAAAAUCAGGCGCAACUCACAGAUUGCACUGCUUACUGGCGGAAUUUCUGAUACUGCUUGUCGUGAGUCAAAGAUUUCCUGUACCUGCUCAGUUCUGCCUUGCUUGAAAUGGCUAUGCUUUCAUGGCCCACCCCAGGUUAACCAAGCCAUGUUAUGGUUCAUUUGUGGCAAGGACCCAACGGUAAAAUUGGUCGCCCAGCAUUUGCAAACUGUCUAUAACUGUGAGGCUUCUUGGAUUGUGUCUUAAAAUUGACCGGAAAAAGAAUUGUGAUACUUGAGGAAGGCUGUGAAAAAGGAAGACAAUAUUCAGAAUAAUAAUAAAAAAAUUCAGAAACUAAACUUAA